Molecule: messenger RNA, 991 nt
Organism: Erigeron canadensis
Lineage: Eukaryota; Viridiplantae; Streptophyta; Magnoliopsida; Asterales; Asteraceae
Product: protein LOL1
Exons: 6
Coding region: 267-707 (146 amino acids)
Source: RefSeq, a predicted model, not a curated record
UUUCUAAGUUUUUGUCCAACUCAUCUCCCUCUGUCUCUCUCUCUUCUCUCUGCUCUGCAAAAACUAGCAAAGGUGUGUGCUUGCCCCACUUCCAACUAGUUUCAUAACAUGGUAUGGUGCCAGCAAAAGCAUCAUCUUUCCACUGAAAAUUGAUUCAUGUAAAUGAUGCUAGUGGAAAGGAAGCACUUGUACUACAAGCUUCCAAAGUUGUAAUCUUUUUGAAUCUUGGAGUUGAAAAAGAAUAGACAUUUUUUCACAGAUUAACAAUGCCUGUUCCUCUAGCUCCAUAUCCAUCUCCUCCUCCUGUGCCACUUACAACCCCUGCAAAUGGUUCACAAAGUCAGCUAGUGUGUUCGGGAUGUCGAAAUCUUUUACUUUAUCCGGUUGGAGCAACUUCAGUUUGUUGUGCAGUGUGCAAUGCUGUCACAGCUGUUCCUCCACCUGGUACCGAAAUGGCGCAACUGGUCUGCGGAGGCUGUCACACAUUGCUCAUGUACAUUCGUGGUGCGACAAGUGUACAAUGUUCUUGCUGUCAUACCAUUAAUUUAGCCUUAGAAGCAAAUCAGGUAGCACAUGUCAAUUGUGGAAACUGUAGGAUGCUACUGAUGUACCAGUAUGGAGCUCGUUCUGUGAAAUGUGCGGUUUGUCAAUUUAUUACAUCCGUCGGGGCUUCAACAAGUGCUGCAGAACAGAAGUUCAACACCUAACACUUUGCGUUCAGAAUGACUUAAUAUGCCUUCAGAUAUCACUUCAAAUCCAUGGUGACCAAAGAGCUUAUGUCUCACUACACGUGCAAUGUAUAGAGUUAUGAAUUUCCUCUUGCUUGUGACUAUCAUUAUAUUUUUCAUAUAUAUUAUAGUGAUUAAAGAAUAAACGUAGUUUUGGCAGGCGCGUUUUGGAUUCGAGAUGUAUCUGAUUAUGAGAGGACAUUUAUGGUUGUAAACUGGUGUUUGUUUCUUCGGAUAAUGAAAAGUUUUAUUUUGUUUGGAAA